Vigna unguiculata (cowpea) is the source of this 1115-nucleotide messenger RNA. Its product is annotated as tropinone reductase homolog At5g06060-like. Gene Ontology annotation, molecular function: oxidoreductase activity. The record is from RefSeq and is a predicted model, not a curated record. NCBI's taxonomy places the organism in Eukaryota, Viridiplantae, Streptophyta, Magnoliopsida, Fabales, Fabaceae.
UGAUUAUAAAAUACAUAAACGAAUUCAGAUUCAUUCAGAAAAUUCAUCAUAUCAUAUCAUCUUCUUCAUUGUAGAGAGAAAAAAGAUGGGUGAGAGAAACAGUAGCAGCAGGUGGUGUUUGCAGGGAAUGACAGCAUUGGUCACCGGUGGAUCCAAAGGAAUCGGAUAUUCUAUCGUGGAGCAGUUGGCGGAGCUUGGGGCUACUGUACACACCUGCUCUCGGAACCAAGCUGAACUCAGUGAAUCCUUGAACCAAUGGACCACAAAAGGAUACACAGUAACCGGUUCUGUCUGUGACGUCACCUCUCGUGCAGACAGAGAAGAACUCAUAGCUAGAGUCUCCUCUCACUUCAAUGGAAAACUCAACAUCCUUGUAAACAAUGUGGGAGCAAACCUAGAGAAACGAACCCUGGAUUUAACAGCGGAAGAUUUCUCAUUUCUGGUGAAUACGAAUCUUGAAUCUUGUUUCCACUUAAGCCAACUUGCAUAUCCUCUCCUAAAAGCUUCAGAAGCUGCAAGUAUCAUUUUCAUAUCAUCCAUUGCUGGUGUUGUAGCUAUAAACUCAGGAUCCAUUAUAUAUGGUGCAACAAAAGGUGCAAUAAACCAAGUGACAAAAAAUUUGGCAUGUGAAUGGGCGAGAGACAACAUAAGGACUAAUUGUGUUGCACCAGGGCCAAUUAGAACCCCUCUUCUGGAAAAGCACUGUACGGAGGACACACUUAUGAAUGCUGUAAUUUCUAAAACCCCUCUGGGACGGAUUGGAGAGGCAGAGGAGGUGGCUUCGUUGGUGGCAUUCCUGUGCUUACCUGCAGCAUCUUACAUUACAGGACAGACCAUUUGUGUUGAUGGUGGAUUCACUGUGAACGGCCUCAAUUUAUUCUAGCUUUGUUUUGACACUUUUGGUCUUAAUUCAGUUACACUCUGAUUGUCUUGGUUUUCUUUGUCUUGUUAAGAAUAAGUUCAUAGGUUGUACUUUCCUAGGUUCGGUUUAUGGGUUUGUAUAUGAAUUUACAAUUAGCAGAGUCUCACAGUGAGAAUGUAGUAUGUUAAAGGUAUUUUGGAAUGUGUGAGAUUUAUUGUGAGAUACGGGUUAUCAUGUUAAAAAUAUUAUUUUC